Messenger RNA from Sorex fumeus (smoky shrew), 447 nucleotides. RefSeq names its product histone H3.3C-like. Bases 1 to 447 code for a protein of 148 amino acids. Gene Ontology annotation, molecular function: protein heterodimerization activity; DNA binding; structural constituent of chromatin. The record is from RefSeq and is a predicted model, not a curated record. Lineage: Eukaryota; Metazoa; Chordata; Mammalia; Eulipotyphla; Soricidae. Gene Ontology annotation, cellular component: nucleosome. The transcript is spliced from 2 exons.
AUGACAUAUACAUCCUAUGGAAUUUGGAGUCUCCAGAGGGCUCAUACUAAGCAGAAGGCAUGCAAGUCAAUGGGCAGGAAGGCACCAGGCAAGCAGCUGGACACCAAGGUGGCCUGCAAGAGUGCGCAAGUCACGGGUGGUGUGAAGAAGCCACACUGCUACAGGCUUGACACCAUGGUACUGUGCAAGAUUCGCCACUACCAGAAGUCUACCAAGCUGCUUAUCUGCCAGCUGCCGUUCCAGCAGCUGGUGCACGAGAUUCGGCAGGACUUCAACACCAACCUGCGCUCCCAGAGCUUGGCCCUCAUGGCACUGAAGGAGGCAUGCGAGGUCUACCUGGUGGGGCUCUUAGAAGAUACCAACCUCUGCAUAUUCCCCACCAAGCACAUCACCAUUAUGCACAAGGGCAUCCAGCUGGCGGGCUGCAUCCAUGAAGAGAGAGCAUAA